Molecule: messenger RNA, 2377 nt
Organism: Triticum aestivum (bread wheat)
Lineage: Eukaryota; Viridiplantae; Streptophyta; Magnoliopsida; Poales; Poaceae
Product: nucleobase-ascorbate transporter 2
Exons: 14
Coding region: 531-2108 (525 amino acids)
Biological process (GO): transmembrane transport
Cellular component (GO): membrane
Molecular function (GO): transmembrane transporter activity
Source: RefSeq, a predicted model, not a curated record
AGGUGGAACGCCCCGAAAGAAACCGAUGCUCGGUACCGUAGCGAGAGGGAGUGCAGCUUGCCCACUCAUCCCUCGCACUCGCUCUGCGCCUUUUUAUGGCUGCCUCUUUUGACCUUUUCCGUCUUUUUCCCUUUGAUAUAUCCCGCAUCACUAAAGCGCGCAGCAGGCAGGCAGGCAGCAGAACCGCCUUUGUUCGCUUUCGUCGUCCUCGCCGAAAUUCCCAUUGCGGCUACUGACAUUUGUCCCCCCAUCCCAGCGACCUCUCUUCUCUUGCAUCCAUCCAUCCAUCCCUCUCGGCGUCACUCAAGCUUUGGUUUAGGAGCAAUCUAUUCCGCCUUGGGCUCCUGAUUGGUUUGGGAGCUUGAGAGGAUUCCUUAAUCUCUCUACUAUCACUUUUCAUCUUGCAAUUGAUUUCCAGUUUAGCAUUUUUUCUGAGGAAAUCUUGAGCAUCUUUGCUGCCUUUCCCCUCCACCCCUGAUUGGUUUGGAAGCGAAAAGAUCCUUCAUCCUGAGCAGAGGUUCGAUUGAGAAAUGGCAGAAGUGAAACCGGAAGAGAUGGUCCACCAUCCGCCCAUGGAUCAGCUGCAGGGGUUUGAGUACUGCAUAGACUCAAAUCCUUCCUGGGGAGAGGCAAUUGGUUUGGGCUUUCAGCAUUACAUACUGUCCCUGGGAACUGCUGUGAUGAUCCCCACAAUGUUGGUUCCUCUUAUGGGUGGAAAUGAUCAUGACAAGGCGAAAGUGGUUCAGACACUGCUAUUUGUAACUGGGAUAAAGACACUGCUCCAGACGCUAUUUGGCACUCGCCUUCCCACUGUCAUUGGCGGCUCAUAUGCGUAUGUUGUUCCAGUCCUCUCCAUAAUCCAUGAUCGAUCACUCGCACAAAUAGCCGAUGGCCAUACCAGGUUCCUACAGACAAUGAGAGCGACACAGGGUGCGUUGAUAGUGUCGUCAAGCAUUCAGAUAAUUCUUGGCUAUAGCCAGUUGUGGGCAAUAUGUUCGAGGUUCUUUAGCCCACUUGGGAUGGUUCCAGUGGUUUCAUUGGUGGGGCUUGGCCUUUUCGAGAGAGGAUUCCCGGUGGUUGCAAGCUGUGUGGAGAUUGGCCUUCCGAUGCUUAUCAUAUUUGUUGUGCUUUCCCAAUAUCUCAAGCAUGUACAUGUUCGGCAUGUUCCGAUUUUGGAGAGGUUCUCACUGCUGGUGUGCAUUGCUCUUCUCUGGGUCUAUGCCCACAUUCUAACAGCAAGUGGUGCAUACCAUCACACUGCACUACACACCCAGAUCAGUUGCAGGACAGACCGUUCUAACCUCAUCUCUUCGGCAUUAUGGAUAAGCAUUCCAUACCCCUUGCAAUGGGGAGCACCAACAUUCAAUGCAGACCAUGCAUUCGGCAUGAUGGCCGCAGUGAUGGUGUCGCUAAUAGAGUCAACUGGCGCAUUCAAGGCUGCUGCCCGGUUGGCAAGUGCAACACCCCCACCAGCAUAUGUCCUCAGUAGAGGCAUCGGGUGGCAGGGAAUAGGUACCCUACUGGAUGGGCUAUUUGGCACUGCGACUGGCUCUACCGUUUCUGUUGAGAAUGUUGGUCUUCUUGGAUCUACAAGGAUUGGCAGCAGGAGAGUGAUACAGAUUUCUGCUGGUUUCAUGAUCUUCUUCUCCAUACUAGGAAAAUUCGGAGCACUUUUUGCUUCCAUUCCAUUCACAAUAUUCGCUGCCAUAUACUGUGUUAUGUUUGGCAUUAUUGCGGCAGUGGGGCUGUCCUUCCUGCAGUUCACCAACAUGAAUUCUAUGCGCAACCUCUUCAUUGUUGGUUUUUCACUCUUUCUUGGCUUGUCGAUACCAGAGUACUUUUCUCGGUAUAUGACAGGUGCUCAAAAUGGCCCGGCGCACACGAAGGCUGGAUGGUUCAAUGACUACAUCAACACCAUCUUCGCGUCCCCGCCGACUGUCGCUCUCAUCAUUGCUGUAGUCCUUGACAACACGCUAGAUGUCAGAGACGCGGCGAAGGACAGGGGGAUGCAAUGGUGGGAGCGGUUCCGGACAUUCCGAGGGGACAGCAGGAACGAAGAGUUUUACACCCUGCCCUUCAACCUCAACAGGUUCUUCCCACCAUCUUGAGCAGAAGCUUCCAAAGUCCGGGUACUGCAAGCAGAGUGCCAAAUGAAGAAACCUUUGCAUCGCAAUACGGCAUGCUUCUGAAUUCUGAUAGAGUGGAAGAGGAGAAGAAAAGUAGAGAUGAUAAGACCCGCAUGCCGUUUUGCUAGCAAAGGAUGGAGGAAUUUCCCUUCAAGCUGUCCGAUUGUACAUAGAUAUUUGUAUUUGUAGACAAUUAAUGAAUUAAUGGUAGUUUUUGCUGUGUGCGCUGUGCAAUGUAAGAUCUCAUGAAA